UCGAAAUUAUGAGGCGCGGAAACCGCGACUGGUGGCCUCGCGCAACCGGAUGUCCACGAGUGGCGCGAUUGACGUGCUGGCUGCUCCUCCUGUCCGUCGUCUGUCCGCGACGAUGCCACUCGUUGACUUUCGAUAACGUGACGGAUCCUUUCGUUCAGAAAUGUCAAAUGGAGUGUAGCGUGCGGAGAGAUUUCGCAACUUGCGGCAAAUACAAGGUCGCCAAGUGGUUGAACACGCUGGUGAGGGAGGAAUUUAGUUACGGACCAUUUCGAGUAAUAAGGAUACCGUCGAUGCACAAGCAAUCCUUCCUGCCUAAUUUGCCCCGUUCCCGGGCAUUUAAAAGCGGCAUAACGGAAGUCUUGAACUUCAUUAGAGAUAGCGUAGAGGACUUAUUGACGAAACGUGCCAUUGUGUACACGAUAGACAACAACUCUGCGACCGGCAGGGACUUUUCUUCGAGUCUGAUGAUUGCGGAUGACGAUGAUAUCAAUAAGUUACAGAAUAAGGAAGAUGAAGGUAAUUGGCGAAUCUUCAAGAAGAAGAAGACGUCCAUCAUUCUGCCGGUUCUCAUACUGUUGAACUUACUUAAACUGAAGCUGUUGCUGCUGCCGAUUUUUCUAGGAGUUCACUUCAUCAAGAAGCUUCUCGUGCUUGGAUCUUUGAUUUUGCCAUCCGUGCUGGCACACUUGAAAGUUUGCAAAGUGCAUCACGUCCAUCCGUAUCACGUAUGGGGUACCGCCGCGGAAGCGGUCGAUUAUCCGUCAGGUUACGCUCAGGACGAUAGCACUUGGCACAGAAACGACUAUCAGCUGAACUAUCCCAGUUUCCAGAUAUUCCGCAAUCCUUACGGGUGA
Dinoponera quadriceps is the source of this 854-nucleotide messenger RNA. RefSeq lists its product as uncharacterized. The record is from RefSeq and is a predicted model, not a curated record. The coding region runs from base 9 to 854 and encodes 281 amino acids. The transcript is spliced from 4 exons. Lineage: Eukaryota; Metazoa; Arthropoda; Insecta; Hymenoptera; Formicidae.